AUGGGGGAAAAUUAUUGCCUCCUUGGUCCUUACAAGGAGCAAUGUGCGAGGACGGAGGUCGAGGAGGCUGAUUUCCCUCCCAAUUCACCUCUCACCGCUGCCGUCAAUGCCAUGAGGAGUCAGGGUUAUAAGCUUCAUACAGGCACAUGGUUGGUUGACGGCAACCCUCAAAUCAUACUCUUCGAUAUUGGCUCUGGCGCCUGGCAGCUGGACAGCUACAAGCAGGAGCUCUGGGACACCUGUUCCAUCGGGAUCCCACACCUGGACGUCGAGGCUAAUGACGCUGUUAUUCUAGGAUUUAUGGUUGCGCAACUCAUUGGGGAGUUUCGCAAAGCAGCUGAAGGUUACAGUGAUACUCCACCUCGGGUUGUAGCACAUUUCCAUGAGUGGCAAGCUGGCAUCGGCCUCAUCCUGCUCAGGACCCGGCACAUCGAUGUCGCUACAGUGUUUACAACCCACGCCACGCUGCUUGGACGCUAUCUUUGCGCUGGCAACAUAGAUUUCUAUAACAAUUUAGAUAAGUUCUCCGUGGACGAGGAGGCUGGCAAACGCCAGAUCUAUCACCGUUACUGCAUGGAAAGAGCUGCUGCUCACAUGACACACAUAUUUACCACUGUUUCUGAUAUCACUGGAUAUGAAGCAGAACAUCUCCUAAAACGGAAGCCGGACAUCAUCACACCCAACGGCCUUAAUGUAAAGAAGUUCUCAGCAAUUCACGAGUUCCAGAACCUCCACGCUUUGGCUAAAGAGAAAAUUCAUGAGUUCGCUAGAGGACACUUUUAUGGACAUUUCAACUUUGAUUUGGAUAAAACGUUAUAUUUUUUCAUCGCUGGUCGGUACGAGUUCGGGAACAAGGGGGCAGAUAUAUUUAUUGAGGCGUUGGCGAGACUCAACCAUUACUUAAAGUCUUCAGGAUCUGAUAUGACAGUUAUCGCCUUCAUGAUAUUCCCGGCGAAGACCAACAACUUCAACGUGGAGAGUCUCCGGGGCCACGCCGUCACUAAGGCCUUGAGGGACACCAUUCACGACAUACAGCUGAAGGUCGGGAGACGGAUGUACGAUAUAUGUUUAAGAGGUCAUCUCCCGGAUGCAUUAGACCUCCUACAGAAAGAGGACACAGUGAGGCUCAAACGUUGUAUCUACAGUUUGCACAGAGACACUCUACCACCGGUCACCACGCACAAUAUUGUGGACGAUUGGAGCGAUCCAGUGUUGAACUCAAUUAGAAGGUGUGAAUUGUUUAACACCGUCAACGAUAAAGUGAAGGUAAUAUUCCACCCAGAAUUCUUGACCUCAACGAAUCCACUCUUCGGACUGGAUUACGAGGAGUUUGUUCGGGGAUGUCACAUGGGCGUGUUCCCAUCUUAUUACGAGCCUUGGGGUUAUACACCAGCCGAGUGUACAGUCAUGGGCAUUCCCAGCAUUACCACAAACCUAUCAGGUUUCGGCUGCUUCAUGCAGGAACACAUAGCGGACCCCAUGUCGUACGGUAUCUACGUGGUGGACCGUAGAUACAUAUCUCUGGAAGGUUCCGUACAACACCUUGCGCAAUACAUGUAUGAUUUUACCAAGUUAACAAGGCGGCAACGUAUCAUUCAGAGGAACAGAACUGAAAGACUGUCAGAUCUACUUGACUGGAGGAACUUGGGCAUCUAUUACCGCCAAGCGCGCGCAGAAGCCCUCAAGAUAGUGUACCCAGAUUAUGUAGACCACAUGGAUCAGGAGUUAGGCAAGAGAUUCAACUAUCCAAGACCUAUCUCUGAACCACCCAGCCCCACACACUCCAGAGCUACAACCCCGGCCGCCUCAGUCCACGGAUCUGAUGACGAAGACGAGGUGGACGAAGAGCAGGAACUCGCUGAGUUAAGAAUUAAUGAUAAUUAG
Messenger RNA from Arctia plantaginis, 1884 nucleotides. The record is from the annotation of a GenBank genome assembly. NCBI's taxonomy places the organism in Eukaryota, Metazoa, Arthropoda, Insecta, Lepidoptera, Erebidae.